Messenger RNA from Fimicolochytrium jonesii, 777 nucleotides. Its product is annotated as inorganic phosphate transporter Pho88. The record is from RefSeq and is a predicted model, not a curated record. Lineage: Eukaryota; Fungi; Chytridiomycota; Chytridiomycetes; Spizellomycetales; Powellomycetaceae. Gene Ontology annotation, cellular component: endoplasmic reticulum; mitochondrion. Gene Ontology annotation, biological process: protein targeting to ER. Bases 214 to 777 code for a protein of 187 amino acids. The transcript is spliced from 5 exons.
CUCUGAAAUUCGCCACGUCGCGCAAGAUAUGACUACAGCCCCAACCGCCUUAUUCUGUAACCGCCGCGGCCCAACAAGACGAGGUUGGCUGCCAACCGCUGCCAACAUCGAAGUUGAGCAUUCCACUUCCAAACGGAAAGCCCUCAACAAGAGCCGCUGGCUGAUCCGACUGCAACGACUCUCUCCCACAUACCCCAGUACAUAUCCCUCACAAUGAACCCCGCCAUCACCAACCUGAUCGUGGUCUUUGGGCUCAUGCAAGUGGCCAACAAGUUUGAGCUCGACAAGGAGGAGAACACCCCCUACCUCCGUGCUGCCUACCUCGGCAUGCAGAUCGUCUCCGUUAUUGUUUGGGGUCUCAUUUACAGCAAGGUCGUCGCUGCUAAUGACCAAACACCACUAGUCUACACGGAGGCGGCGAACGCUCUAGACCCCAGCAACACAACCACGAUCCGCACCACCGUCAAAGACUACGACAUCAAAAAGAUCAUCGAGCAGCUCCGCUCGCAGGCCAUCGCCGCAGCCAUCCUCGGUCUCAUGCACUUCAAGUUUGGAUACCUCCGCCCCCUUCUCUUGCAGUCCAUCCUCGGCUUCAAGGCUCUUUACUCGACUCAGCUCGUCCAGAUCCAUUUGUUGGGCAAGCAGCCAGUUGCGGAGUUGGUUAGGCCUUGGAAGGCCGCUAACCCUUUCGGAGAAACCGUCAAGCCAACAACCGAAAAGGAAAUCAAGGCCAAGGAGAAGCGGGAAGCCAAGAAGAAGGCCAACCACCAGGACUAA